Molecule: messenger RNA, 1014 nt
Organism: Clonostachys rhizophaga
Lineage: Eukaryota; Fungi; Ascomycota; Sordariomycetes; Hypocreales; Bionectriaceae
Source: the annotation of a GenBank genome assembly
AUGGCAGUCAGCAGUGAACUCCCGCUGGUGAACCCGGCCUCACCAGCGCAAUACGCCCGUGGCUACGCUCGCCGGUACCGCCGCACUGGUAUCGCGGCCUUCGUCUUUCUCUCAGUCGCCGCCCUCCUGUUCUUCCUCCAUCGAUCUGGGCUCGAAUCAUGGCGAUUUCGGCCAUCCGCAGAGUCGCUGAAGCCUGCUGUAGCUCACAUCCCCGAGACGAUAUGGCAGAUUAUGCUUCCGAAGAAUCCGACUCCCGACCAACCGACCAUCGAGGCGGGGCGGCUCGAGAACACCGCUUCCUGGCUGGCGCUGAAUCCGAAUUAUUUCUACCUUCUAGUCGACCAGAAAGGCGGCGAUGACUUCAUUCACCAGCACUUCUCGCAUAGACCAGACAUUAUCGAGACAUACACCAAUAUGCCGAAUGUGGGUAUGAAAUCAGACAUGCUGCGCUAUCUCCUUCUCUCCGUCGAGGGAGGAGUAUACACCGACACCGAUACUAUCGCACUGCAGCCAAUCGACAAAUGGAUUCCCUCUCACAUCCGGAACCGAACCCGUGUGAUUGUUGGCAUUGAGUACGAUCGCCGUGAAGGCCCGGCAUGGGCUGACAUCCCUCACGUCCUCCAGUUCUGCCAAUGGACUAUCGCCGCCGCCCCCGGACAUCCGGUAUUCGACAAGAUGGUGAACCGCAUCAUCAACUCGGCCAGGUUGCUGGCGGAAGAACAUAAGGUCCCCCUUAACCAAGUGAAGCCUGAGAGCAUUGAGGUUAUGAACUCAACCGGACCUGCCGCGUGGACUGAUGUCGUCUUUGAGCAACUACAGGAGCUGGAGCCAUGGAUCAAGCAGUUGACGGAUCUCUCCUACAUGAAGGAACCGACCCUCUACGGCGACAUGCUCGUUCUGCCCAUCGAUGGGUUCGGCAUGGGGCAGCCGCAUUCAGAUAGUACUAAUGAUGGUUCCAUCCCGCCCGACGCGUUGGCAAGGCAUCUAUUCAAGGGGACAUGGAGAGGGAAUUAA